Megalops cyprinoides (Indo-Pacific tarpon) is the source of this 1380-nucleotide messenger RNA. Its product is annotated as potassium channel subfamily K member 13. Lineage: Eukaryota; Metazoa; Chordata; Actinopteri; Elopiformes; Megalopidae. The coding region runs from base 1 to 1380 and encodes 459 amino acids. Gene Ontology annotation, cellular component: membrane. Gene Ontology annotation, molecular function: potassium ion leak channel activity. Gene Ontology annotation, biological process: stabilization of membrane potential; potassium ion transmembrane transport. The transcript is spliced from 3 exons. The record is from RefSeq and is a predicted model, not a curated record.
AUGCUUCCUUCUGUACGCCUAACGGGCUGCUCCUCGCUGCGCCUGAACGAGGAUAACGCCCGCUUCUGCCUGCUGGCGGCACUCAUUCUCCUGUACCUGCUGUGCGGCGCGGCCGUCUUCUCGGCCUUGGAGCACCCUUCCGAACUGCGGGCGCGGAGGCACUGGGACGAGAGGCUGGGAAACUUCACCCGGCAGCACCAGGUCAGCCUGCAGGCCCUGCGCACCCUUCUGCGGCAGUACGAGGAGGCCAACACAGCAGGCAUCCGUGUGGACACCCUGCGGCCCCGUUGGGACUUCUCCGGGGCCUUCUACUUCGUCGGCACGGUGGUCUCCACCAUCGGAUUCGGAAUGACGACCCCAGCCACCAAUGGCGGUAAGAUCUUCCUCAUCUUCUACGGCCUGAUAGGCUGCGCGGCCACCAUCCUCUUCUUCAACCUCUUCCUGGAGCGCAUCAUCACCAUGCUGGCCUACAUCAUGCGCUGGUGCCACGAGAGGCAGGUGCGACGCAGCGGGGCGGGGCCGGGGGAGGCGGAGCCGAGGCGGGAGGAGGACAGCCUGGAGGAGUGGAAGCCUUCGGUGUACUACGUGAUGCUGAUCCUCGGGGCGGCGGCCCUGCUGAUCGCCUGCAGCGCCUCCGCCCUCUACUCCACCAUGGAGGACUGGGGCUACUUCGAGUCGCUCUACUUCUGCUUCGUGGCCUUCAGCACCAUCGGCUUCGGCGACCUGGUGAGCAGCCAGCGGGAGCGCUACGCGGCACAGGAGGCCUACCGGCUGGGCAACUGCCUCUUCAUCCUCACCGGCGUCUGCUGCAUCUACUCCCUCUUCAACGUCAUCUCCAUCGUCAUCAAGCAAACACUCAACUGGAUCCUGGGGAAGCUGGACUGCAGGCGGCACCCCUGCCCCUGCCCCUGCCCCGGCCCGUGCCCGUGCCUGCCCCCACGGAGGCACCGGCGGCUCUGCUGCUGCUGCCCCUGCCUCCCCAGCAAACGGUCGCGCCACCAGCUGCACCCCCUGCCGGGCCAGCGCCGGCUCCAGCACCACAGCCGCAACGCCGUGCAGCCCGCGCCCCUCCCAGACUCGCUCGGCAAGCACCGCCGUGCUGACGUCUCCAUGGAGACAGUGUGCGACAGCGAGACGGACGCCGGGGGCGGGGCCGAUGCUGUCUAUGGCGCCGGGCGCCGUCUCUCGGGAGAGAUGAUCUCGGUCAAGGACUUCAUGGCCACCAACAAAGUGUCGCUGGCCAUCCUGCAGAAACAGCUGUCUGAGACAGCUCACGGGGGUCCCCGGCAGAGCCAUGUCCGCCACAAUGGCUUCUCCGGUGGAGUGGGGGCCUUUGCCAUCAUGAACAACCGUCUGCAGGAGACCAGUGUGGAUAGGUAG